Molecule: messenger RNA, 501 nt
Organism: Acaulospora colombiana
Lineage: Eukaryota; Fungi; Glomeromycota; Glomeromycetes; Diversisporales; Acaulosporaceae
Source: the annotation of a GenBank genome assembly
GACGCCAUGGACGUGGAUCCGAGCGAAAGUGAUUUCACCGACGACAUGGAUGUCCCGCUGUCGAAAGAGAAAAAAGUGAAUAAACGGCGGAAAGACGUAUUCGAUGAGUUGGACGGGUUGGGGGAAACAAUGGCAGCGGCAAUACGAUUUGGAUUCAAACUACGAGAUGACUAUGGCAAGGACGAACGUGAAGAAAUAAAAAGUGCAUUAGAGGAUGCGUCUUCAUUGCUGGCGUACACCGAUCCACGCGUCAGUUGUGUAGCUCACCUAUUGGACCCUUCUGGUCGUGAACCAGUUGCGAACGCUUUAAAUAGUGCCAUUCUAGCGAAUCCGGAAGCUCGGGCACAUCUCGACCGUGAAGUUUCGGCGAAUAAAAUUCGGGAUAAUGAAGUGAUCCCAAUGUUAAGACUCGAUCCAGUAUUUCUCGACGUGUUGGCCAUGGCAUCGAACGUGGAAAAUACUUUGGACGUUUCUGAACAUAAGUGGAACUUCGAUCCGUGA